Belonocnema kinseyi is the source of this 1755-nucleotide messenger RNA. It is a transcript of the gene colt, whose product is annotated as congested-like trachea protein. The record is from RefSeq and is a predicted model, not a curated record. Gene Ontology annotation, biological process: mitochondrial transport; carnitine transmembrane transport. Bases 212 to 1099 code for a protein of 295 amino acids. Gene Ontology annotation, molecular function: O-acyl-L-carnitine transmembrane transporter activity. Gene Ontology annotation, cellular component: mitochondrial envelope. NCBI's taxonomy places the organism in Eukaryota, Metazoa, Arthropoda, Insecta, Hymenoptera, Cynipidae. The transcript is spliced from 5 exons.
CAUCAAUUACUCUUAAUAAAAUGAAUCAAUUACGGAACAGGUCGUAUAACAGCUCAAUAUGAAUAAUGGACUUUGACCGUAAGUGACCGCGAGAGACAGGACACACAUCAAAGUACCAAGUCCCCACGGACCAGUCUUUUUUACAUCACGAAAAUUGUCCCUAUUUUUUAUAAUCAUUUCUUUGAUUUAAAAAAACAUAAAAAAAACGAAAAUGUCUGAAAACGUGAGCCCUAUUAAGUAUUUCCUGAGUGGAGGAUUUGGAGGAAUCUGCACAAUUGUUACCGGUCAUCCUCUCGACACAAUAAAAGUCCGACUUCAAACUAUGCCUAGGCCAGGUCUAAAUGAAUCUCCAUUGUAUAAAGGGACAUUGGACUGUGCCAAAAAAACGAUUUCCAAAGAAGGAUUUACUGGUUUAUACAAAGGCAUGGCUGCACCACUCGUUGGAGUUGCGCCAAUAUUUGCCAUGAGCUUUUUGGGCUAUGGAUUAGGAAAAAAAUUGCAGCAAAAAUCUCCGGAUGAAAGACUGACACUCCCGCAAUUAUUUUACGCUGGAGCUUUCAGCGGAAUUUUUACAACUUUAAUCAUGGCUCCAGGAGAAAGAAUUAAAUGUCUUUUACAAAUUCAACACGGAGAAGCGAAACCAAAAUACAAUGGUCCCGUAGAUGUCGUAAAACAACUCUACAAAGAAGGAGGAAUCCGCAGUAUUUACAAAGGAACUUGCGCCACUCUUCUAAGAGAUAUGCCAGCCUCGGGUAUGUAUUUCAUGACUUAUGAAGGACUCCAGAGGCUGAUGACUCCCGAUGGCGAAAAGCUUGGAUUAAUCUCGACGAUAUUUGCGGGUGGUUUUGCAGGAAUUGCCAACUGGAUUGUUGGAAUGCCUCCCGAUGUUUUAAAAAGCAGACUGCAAACAGCACCUGAGGGAAUGUACAAAAGAGGAAUUCGUGAUGUCUUUGUUCAUUUAAUGAAAGAGGAAGGACCUCUCGCACUUUACAAGGGUGUUAUUCCCGUAAUGCUUCGAGCAUUUCCGGCGAAUGCUGCCUGUUUCCUCGGUUUUGAAAUGUCUAUGCGAUUCUUCAAUUGGGCUACGCCCAACUUGUAAUGUAUUUUUUUAUUUUUAUUUUUUUUUUUCUGAAAAUACUGAAUUGUUAGUUUUCAAAAUAGGAGAAAAAUUUUCUCCUCCCUGAAAGAAGAAAUAAUCUUCUUUCCAAAAUAUCCCCGAAAAAUCGGGUUCAAUCAAAUUUGAAAGCUUUUGAGUCUGAAUGAGGUUUUUUCUUAGCUACCUUCGAAACUCGAAAGUUGUUUAAAUUCUGAUGAUUUGAAAAUCAGGGUGCUUCCAAAAAACUUUUUUAAAUUCAUUUUCAAUAGAUCGAAUUAUUUUAAGAUGAAAAUAUGAAAGUACCGAAUCAAAUGUUUAUUUUACGUUGAAGAUUUAAUGAUAGAGGCUUGUCAUUAUGUCAUAUCUUUUUAGAAUUUUUUUGUGGGAUCAAUAAUGAGUUUUGGAAAUGAAAAAUAGAAUUUAUUAGAAUUUAAAACGGCUGCAAAAUUUUAUAUCUAGCCUGAAUUUUUUUAUUCUGCGUUAGUUUUAUAUCCCUCUUUUCAUGAAUUCAUGGAAUUUAGGUAAGAAAAUAAAAAUAUUUUUAUGUAAGUAGGUGUAAAAUAGAAUUUAUUGUAAAAACUCACAAUGCGGAUGGUGACGAUUCGAAUACUGCCAUAAUCUUUGAUGUAACUUUUACGAAAGUAAAUGUAUGAAUUUUG